AUGUCCUCGGCGACUUCCACCGCCUCUUUGCCCCGCGGCCUGGCCGUCCUGACGACCUUCCCAGAUGUGCUCUUCAUUCCUGAAAUCAUCUUCGGGGGCCUUGUCUGGAUCCUGGUGGCAUCCUCGAGAGUCCCGUCCCCCAUCCUGCAAGGCUGGGUGAUGUUUGUCUCCGUGUUCUGCUUUGUGCUCUCCACCACCCUCCUGUGCCUCUACAUCUGCGGGGUGCACGGGGGCAGCGGCGCCUGGGUCACCUUGGAUGUCAUCUGCCAGGAGACAGCAGCUCUCUUCUACCUCAGCGCUGCCGUGUUGGAAGCCUACCUGACCUACGACAAGCGCACGUUUAGCAACCCUUCCGAAAUGCACAUCUACCAGGAGAACAUCGCGGCUGUGGUAUUUGCAUUCUUGGCUACCCUGAUGUACGUGAUCCAUAAGGUGUGCUCGCUCCUGCGAUGGAAAUCAUCCUAA
Messenger RNA from Cariama cristata (Red-legged seriema), 465 nucleotides. RefSeq names its product mal, T-cell differentiation protein (gene MAL). Gene Ontology annotation, cellular component: membrane. Gene Ontology annotation, molecular function: structural constituent of myelin sheath. The record is from RefSeq and is a predicted model, not a curated record. The transcript has 4 exons. The coding region runs from base 1 to 465 and encodes 154 amino acids. NCBI's taxonomy places the organism in Eukaryota, Metazoa, Chordata, Aves, Cariamiformes, Cariamidae. Gene Ontology annotation, biological process: myelination.